Molecule: messenger RNA, 2447 nt
Organism: Pongo pygmaeus (Bornean orangutan)
Lineage: Eukaryota; Metazoa; Chordata; Mammalia; Primates; Hominidae
Gene: ARSI
Product: arylsulfatase family member I
Exons: 2
Coding region: 532-2241 (569 amino acids)
Molecular function (GO): sulfuric ester hydrolase activity
Source: RefSeq, a predicted model, not a curated record
GAAUUCUCUCCCGCCGUGUCCCCUCGACCCGCCCAACUCAUGCCUCCCUCCCUUCCCCUCUGGGGUCCUGCCCACCUCCCUGCAGGGAGCUGGGCUGUUCUAAGGACUCCGGGUGGGGCGAGAGGCCGGGAAAGCAGAGGAGAGAGAAAUUAGGAGGCGGGAGAAAUCCAGGGCAAGAAGGAAGAGGGGAGUCAGAGGAUGGUAGAGAGAACUUUUUGGAAGCUGCCACGCCGCGUCUCAGGCUGGCCAGGCUGAGCUGGGGAAGAGGGAGCAAAGGCGGCGCAGGGCCGGCGCUUAGGCAGCGGGAAGCAGCUCGGAGCUGGCCUGACCUCCCCAGAGCGCCCCGCUGCGGCCGAGCAGAUCCGGCCCGGCCGUCCGGCAGCCAGUCCCGGACCAGACACUGGGCCGUCCCCGGGAGGCGCUGAACUCCCUCGCAGCAUCCGAGCCGGCGGGCCGGUGGUGCGCCCUGGGCGCGCGAGGUGGUGAGGCCCCAGGAGCCCGGCGCGCCGGGACGCGCAGGCCGGCUUGGCGAUGCACACCCUCACUGGCUUCUCCCUGGUCAGCCUGCUCAGCUUCGGCUACCUGUCCUGGGACUGGGCCAAGCCGAGCCUCGUGGCCGACGGGCCCGGGGAGGCUGGCGAGCAGCCCUCGGCCGCUCCGCCCCAGCCUCCCCACAUCAUCUUCAUCCUCACAGACGACCAAGGCUACCACGACGUGGGCUACCAUGGUUCAGAUAUCGAGACCCCUACGCUGGACAGGCUGGCGGCCAAGGGGGUCAAGUUGGAGAAUUAUUACAUCCAGCCCAUCUGCACGCCUUCGCGGAGCCAGCUCCUCACUGGCAGGUACCAGAUCCACACAGGACUCCAGCAUUCCAUCAUCCGCCCACAGCAGCCCAACUGCCUGCCCCUGGACCAGGUGACACUGCCCCAGAAGCUGCAGGAGGCAGGUUAUUCCACCCAUAUGGUGGGCAAGUGGCACCUGGGCUUCUAUCGGAAGGAGUGUCUGCCCACCCGUCGGGGCUUCGACACCUUCCUGGGCUCGCUCACGGGCAAUGUGGACUAUUACACCUAUGACAACUGUGAUGGCCCAGGCGUGUGCGGCUUCGACCUGCACGAGGGUGAGAAUGUGGCCUGGGGGCUCAGCGGCCAGUACUCCACUAUGCUUUACGCCCAGCGCGCCAGCCAUAUCCUGGCCAGCCACAGCCCUCAGCGGCCCCUCUUCCUCUAUGUGGCCUUCCAGGCAGUACACACACCCCUGCAGUCCCCUCGUGAGUACCUGUACCGCUACCGCACCAUGGGCAACGUGGCCCGGAGGAAGUACGCGGCCAUGGUGACCUGCAUGGAUGAGGCUGUGCGCAACAUCACCUGGGCCCUCAAGCGCUAUGGUUUCUACAACAACAGUGUUAUCAUCUUCUCCAGUGACAAUGGUGGCCAGACUUUCUCGGGGGGCAGCAACUGGCCGCUCCGAGGACGCAAGGGCACUUAUUGGGAAGGUGGCGUGCGGGGCCUAGGCUUUGUCCAUAGUCCCCUGCUCAAGCGAAAGCAACGGACAAGCCGGGCACUGAUGCACAUCACUGACUGGUACCCGACCCUGGUGGGUCUGGCAGGUGGCACCACCUCAGCAGCCGAUGGGCUAGAUGGCUACAACGUGUGGCCGGCCAUCAGCGAGGGCCGGGCCUCACCACGCACGGAGAUCCUGCACAACAUUGACCCACUCUACAACCAUGCCCAGCAUGGCUCCCUGGAGGGCGGCUUUGGCAUCUGGAACACCGCUGUGCAGGCUGCCAUCCGCGUGGGUGAGUGGAAGCUGCUGACAGGAGACCCCGGCUAUGGCGAUUGGAUCCCACCGCAGACACUGGCCACCUUCCCGGGUAGCUGGUGGAACCUGGAACGAAUGGCCAGUGUCCGCCAGGCCGUGUGGCUCUUCAACAUCAGUGCUGACCCUUAUGAACGGGAGGACCUGGCUGGCCAGCGGCCUGAUGUGGUCCGCACCCUGCUGGCUCGCCUGGCCGAAUAUAACCGCACAGCCAUCCCGGUACGCUACCCAGCUGAGAACCCUCGGGCUCAUCCUGACUUUAAUGGGGGUGCUUGGGGGCCCUGGGCCAGUGAUGAGGAAGAGGAGGAAGAGGAAGGGAGGGCUCGAAGCUUCUCCCGGGGUCGUCGCAAGAAAAAAUGCAAGAUUUGCAAGCUUCGAUCCUUUUUCCGUAAACUCAACACCAGGCUAAUGUCCCAACGGAUCUGAUGGUGGGGAGGGAGAAAACUGUCCUUUAGAGGAUCUUCCCCACUCCAGCUUGGCCCUGCUGUUUCUCAGGGAGAAGCCUGUCACGUCUCCAUCUACAGGGAGUUGGAGGGUGUAGAGUCCCUUGGUUGAACAGGUUGGGGAACCUGGUUAGGAGUGGGUGGGAAUAAACCAGACUGGGAUGCCUGUGUCUCAGUCCUGCCUCCUCA